CGCCCCUCGGUCACGUGACGGGCUGACUAGAAACCAGGGUCAGGGCAGCAGACGCUCUGCGGUCCGGGAUUCUAGGGGAUCCCUGGGGAGAGGGAGACCCGUGUGCCCAGUCCACGCGGCCAGCGUCGGACAGCUGACAGAAACACUAAGAUUCUUCAUGAAUAAGUUACACCACCAGACUUAGGAGCCACUGCACUGGAAGGCUCUUUAAUGGGGCAGCCGUUUGUCCCUUAGGUCUGGUCUCACAUCAUGACCCUCAGACCCCAGCUCUGAAGACAGUCCUCCCCACCCUUCCGCUGUGGGGUAGCCAGGCACUCUCACCAUGCUGGACUUCCUGGCUGAGAACAAUCUCUGUGGCCAGGCCAUCCUGAGGAUUGUUUCCUGUGGCAAUGCCAUCAUUGCUGAGGUGCUGCGGCUCUCUGAGUUUAUUCCUACUGUGUUCCUGCUGAAAGACCGGGCUGACCAGCAGAGAUAUGGCGACAUCAUCUUUGACUUCAGCUACUUUAAGGGGCCUGAGUUCUGGGAAAGCAAACUGGAAGCCAGACCUGAGCUGCAGGAUUUAGAUGAAGAAUUUCGGGAAAACAACAUAGAAAUUUUGACCAGAUUUUAUUUAGCCUUUCAAAGUGUGCAUAAAUACAUCGUAGACUUAAACAGAUACCUCGAGGAUCUCAAUGAAGGAGUUUAUAUUCAGCAGACCUUAGAAACUGUGCUUCUCAAUGAGGAUGGAAAACAGCUUCUAUGUGAAGCCCUGUACUUAUACGGAGUUAUGCUGCUCGUCAUCGACCAGAAGAUUGAAGGAGAAGUCAGAGAGAGAAUGCUGGUCUCCUACUAUCGAUACAGUGCUGCUCGGUCCUCUGCCGACUCAAAUAUGGAUGACAUCUGUAAGCUGCUGCGAAGCACAGGAUAUUCCAGCCAGCCAGGAGCUAAGAGACCACCCAACUACCCUGAGAGCUAUUUCCAGAGAGUGCCUAUCAACGAGACCUUCAUCAGCAUGGUCAUCGGACGCCUGAGAUCUGAUGACAUUUACAACCAGGUCUCUGCCUACCCUCUGCCGGAGCACCGCAGCACCGCCCUGGCAAACCAGGCCGCCAUGCUCUCCGUCAUCCUCUACUUUGAACCUUCCAUUCUUCACAGCCACCAAGCCAAAAUGAGGGAGAUCGUGGAUAAGUACUUUCCGGAUAACUGGGUAAUCAGCAUUUACAUGGGCAUCACUGUUAAUCUAGCCGAUGCGUGGGAACCUUACAAAGCUGCAAAGACUGCUCUCAACAAUACCCUUGACCUCUCAAAUGUCAAAGAACAGGCAAGCAGAUAUGCUAGUGUCAGCGAAAGAGUGCGCGCUCAGGUCCAGCAGUUUCUGAAAGAGGGUUACCUGAGGGAGGAGGUGCUUCUGGACAACAUCCCCAGGCUGCUGAACUGCCUGCGAGACUGCAAUGUGGCCAUCCGCUGGCUGAUGCUCCACACAGCCGACUCAGCCUGUGACCCAAACAACAAGCGCCUUCGUCAAAUCAAGGACCAGAUUCUGGCAGACUCUAGGUACAAUCCCAAGAUCCUCUUCCAGCUGCUGUUGGACACUGCACAGUUCGAGUUUAUACUCAAAGAGAUGUUCAAGCAAAUGCUUUCAGAGAAGCAGUCCAAGUGGGAGCAUUACAAGAAGGAGGGCUCCGAGCGCAUGACCGAGCUCGCCGAUGUCUUCUCAGGAGUGAAGCCACUAACCCGAGUGGAGAAAAAUGAAAAUCUUCAAGCUUGGUUCAGAGAGAUCUCAAAACAAAUACUGUCUCUAAAUUAUGAUGAUUCUACUGCUGCAGGCAGAAAAACUGUGCAGCUAAUACAAGCUUUGGAAGAGGUUCAGGAGUUUCACCAGUUGGAAUCAAAUCUACAAGUUUGCCAGUUUCUUGCUGACACCCGAAAAUUUCUCCAUCAAAUGAUCAGAACCAUCAACAUCAAGGAGGAAGUCCUGAUCACAAUGCAGAUCGUCGGGGACCUUUCUUUUGCCUGGCAGUUAAUUGACAGUUUCACAUCCAUCAUGCAGGAAAGCAUAAGGGUCAACCCGUCCAUGGUUACCAAGCUCAGAGCCACGUUCCUGAAGCUCGCCUCUGCCCUUGACCUUCCCCUGCUACGGAUCAAUCAAGCCAACAGCCCUGACCUCCUCAGUGUAUCUCAGUAUUACUCAGGGGAAUUGGUGUCAUACGUGAGAAAGGUUUUGCAGAUCAUUCCAGAAAGCAUGUUCACGUCUCUCCUGAAGAUCAUCAAGCUGCAGACCCAUGACAUCAUCGAAGUGCCCACCCGCCUGGACAAGGACAGGCUGCGGGACUACGCUCAGCUGGGCCCGCGAUACGAGGUUGCCAAGCUCACUCACGCCAUCUCCAUCUUUACGGAGGGCAUCUUGAUGAUGAAGACGACCCUGGUGGGCAUCAUCAAGGUGGAUCCCAAGCAGCUGCUGGAAGACGGAAUAAGGAAGGAGCUGGUUAAGCGCGUGGCUUUUGCCCUCCACCGGGGACUGAUAUUCAACCCUCGAGCCAAGCCAAGUGAGUUGAUGCCCAAGCUGAAAGAGCUGGGGGCCACCAUGGAUGGGUUCCAUCGUUCCUUUGAGUAUAUACAGGACUAUGUCAGCAUUUAUGGUCUGAAGAUUUGGCAGGAGGAAGUCUCUCGUAUCAUAAACUAUAAUGUGGAACAAGAGUGUAAUGACUUCUUAAGAACAAAGAUUCAAGACUGGCAGAGCAUGUACCAGUCCACUCAUAUACCAAUUCCGAAGUUCGCACCUGUGGAUGAGUCUAUAACGUUCAUUGGUCGACUUUGCAGAGAAAUCCUGCGGAUCACGGACCCUAAAAUGACAUGUUACAUAGACCAGCUGAACACUUGGUAUGACAUGAAAACUCAUCAAGAAGUGACCAGCAGUCGCCUCUUCUCAGAAAUCCAGAGCACCUUGGGGACCUUUGGUCUGAAUGGAUUGGACAGGCUUCUGUGCUUCAUGAUUGUGAAAGAGCUGCAGAAUUUCCUCAGUAUGUUUCAGAAGAUUAUCCUGAGAGAGAGAACUGUUCAGGAAACUUUAAAAACACUCAUGAGUGCUGUCAGCCCUCUAAGAAGCAUAGUAGCAAACUCAAGUAAAGUUUAUCUUUCUGCCAUCACCAAAACACAGAAGAUCUGGAGCGCGUACCUGGAGGCUAUAAUGAAGGUUGGACAGAUGCAGAUCCUGAGACAGCAGAUCGCCAAUGAGCUCAACUCUUCCUGUCGAUUCGAUUCCAGACAUCUGGCCGCUGCUCUGGAUAAUCUCAAUAAGGCUCUCCUGGCCGACAUCGAAGCCCACUACCGGGACCCCUCGCUUCCUUACCCCAAAGAAGAUAACACACUCUUAUAUGAAAUCACAGCCUAUCUGGAGGCAGCCGGCAUUCAUAACCCCCUGAAUAAGAUUUACAUAACAACGAAGCGCUUACCCUAUUUCCCGAUCGUCAACUUUCUGUUUCUGAUCGCGCAGUUGCCAAAACUUCAGUAUAACAAAAAUCUAGGCAUGGUCUGCCGGAAGCCUGCCGACCCUGUGGACUGGCCGCCCCUCGUCCUAGGUCUGCUCACUCUGCUGAAGCAGUUCCACUCCCGGUACACCGAGCAGUUCCUUGCGCUGAUUGGCCAGUUUAUUCGCUCCACAAUGGAGCAGUGCACAAGCCAGAAGAUGCCUGAAAUGCCUGCAGAUGCUGUGGGCGCCCUUCUCUUCCUAGAGGAUUAUGUUCGGUACACAAAACUCCCCCGGAGGGUGGCUGAGGCGCAUGUGCCUAACUUCAUUUUCGAUGAAUUCCGAACAGUCCUGUGACCUCCUCCUCCUGCUUCAGUGACAGGAUGUUCUAUGACUAAAAUGAACUUCAAAGUGAAAUGAUACUUGACUCCUCAUGCAACUUGCAUCUCCCCCUCUGUGGGGGUCAUCGGCAAUUCUAAGGAAGACGGCUCACAGCUCUAACAGUGUUUAAACCAUGGCAUCAUAGGGAAUUUUUAUCAUGUAGAAGCAGAACCAUUUUAUACUCCCUCUUCUAAAUGCUCAGUGUAACUGAUGGAUGAAUCCACUUCAUCUUAAAUUCUAAAGAACUAUUUGUACAACUCCUGAUCUUCAGUAAAACAGCAUUGCCAGUA
Apodemus sylvaticus (European woodmouse) is the source of this 4116-nucleotide messenger RNA. It is a transcript of the gene Washc5, whose product is annotated as WASH complex subunit 5. Bases 323 to 3802 code for a protein of 1159 amino acids. NCBI's taxonomy places the organism in Eukaryota, Metazoa, Chordata, Mammalia, Rodentia, Muridae. The record is from RefSeq and is a predicted model, not a curated record. Gene Ontology annotation, cellular component: endosome; WASH complex. The transcript has 30 exons. Gene Ontology annotation, biological process: endosome fission; endosome organization; actin filament polymerization.